AUGGUGAACAUGAGACGACUCACCAUUAGCCACAAUGCUUACGUUCUUCUUAAGAUACAUCCUCAUAAAUUACAGCUCCACCAACAUUUCUUCCCUAGCAUCAGUGGGUUGUCCAAAGUUAGUAACUCAAGCACAUGCCUAACACAUUCUCUUGCCAUAUCAUCCCAGUGGGUUGAUGAGGCUAUAGUAAGCAGACUUGAAUCCAACUUGCAGCAACUAUGUUCUGGAACGUCGAAUCUUGUCAGGCAAGGGAAGCAAGUUCAUGCCCAGUGCGUACUCCAUGGAUUACUUGACAAUGGGCUGCUGGGGCCAAAGAUCUUGGGGAUGUAUGUUCUCUGUGACAGCUUCAGGGAUGCUGUCAAAAUGUUUUAUCAGGUCCCUUUACAUUAUACCAUGCCUUGGAAUUGGAUGAUCAGAGGACUUAAUAAGCUGGGUCGCUUUGAUUUGGCCUUACUAUUCUACUUCAAAAUGUGGACUUGUGGGGUUUCUCCUGAUAAAUACACAUUCCCUUCUGUAGUGAAAGCCUGUGGUGGGUUGAACAAUGUGGCACUGGGAAAGUUAAUUCAAGAUGAUGUUUUAGACAUGCGUUUUGAUCUGGAUAUGUACAUGGGUAGCGCGUUAGUAAAGCUGUAUGCUGAGAAUGGGCAUCUGCAGGAUGCUCGUCUACUGUUCGAUAGAAUGUCUAAAAAAGAUUGUGUUUUGUGGAACGUGAUGCUUAGCAGUUUCGCAAAAUAUGGGGAGUCGGGUAGCACACUGAAAGCAUUCAAUGAGAUGCGAAAUUCGGGAAUCAUACCAAAUGCAGUUACGUUUGCUUGCGUUCUUUCUGUCUGCUCAGCAGAUGCAAUGAUUCGAUUCGGCUCUUUGAUUCAUGGACUUGCUGUUACUUCUGGGUUACAGUUCGAUCCUCAUGUUGCAAAUACACUAGUCUCCAUGUAUUCUAAAUGCAGAUGGUUGGGUGAUGCACGCAAACUGUUUGAUAGAAUGUUGCAAACUGAUUUGGUUAAGUGGAACUGCAUGAUGGCUGGACUGGUGCAACAUGGGUUUAUGGAAGAUGCUUCAAAUUUGUUCAAGGAGAUGAUAUCUGCAGGCGUUAAACCAGAUGGACGGACAUUUGCAACUUUUCUUCCAUCAGUUACAGACUCCAUGAGUUUCUCGCUUGGAAAGGAAAUUCAUGGCUAUAUAAUUAGGCAUGGUAUAAGUUUGGACGUCUUCUUGAAAAGUGCACUUAUUGACAUUUACUGUAAGUGUAGGAAUGUGGAGAUGGCCUACAAGAUUUAUAGCCAAAGCAGCAGCAUCGAUCUGGUAAUGUCCACGGCUAUGAUCUCAGGCUUGGCAGCUCUGAAACUGGGCAAGGAACUGCAUGGCAAAAUCCUGAAGGAUGGGCUAGUAUUAGAAGGUAAUGUUCAUUUAGAAAGUGCUGUUAUGGACAUGUAUGCAAAAUGUGGAAGGUUGGAUCUUGCUCACCAAAUUUUCAGAAGAAUGCAUGUAAAGGAUGCUGUUUGUUGGAACUCCAUAAUCACUAGUUGUACCCAGAACAGCAAACCAGCAGAGGCCAUAGAACUGUUCCGGAAAAUGGGAAAGGAAGAAGGACUAACAUAUAACCGAGUGACCAUCUCUGCUGCUUUAUCUGCUUGCACAGACUUGUCCUCACUCCAAUAUGGGAAACAGAUACACACCGUUUUAGUCAAGAGCGCAGUUGAUUAUGAUGUGUUUGCCCAAAGUGCGUUGAUAGACAUGUAUGCCAAAUGUGGUAACUUGAAACUCGCUCGGUGCACGUUCGACAACAUGGAAAAUAAAAAUGAGGUUUCAUGGAAUAGCGUCAUUGCUGCUUAUGCUAACCACGGUUGCCUGGAUGAGACUCUUACUUUGUUCCAUGGGAUGUUGGAAACUGGAAUUCAUCCUGAUCAUGUCACAUUUCUUGCUGUAAUAUCUGCUUGUGCGCAUGCUGGCCAAGUAGAUGAUGGAAUUCGAUACUUCCAUUACAUGACUGAAGAAUUUAAGAUCUCUGCUAAGAUGGAACACUACGCUAGCUUAGUAGAUAUGUUUGGCCGUGCUGGUCAGUUGAAUGAAGCAUAUGGUGUCAUAAAGAGCAUGCCUUUCCAACCUGAUGCCGGUGUUUGGGGCACUUUGCUUGGUGCCUCCCGUGUCCAUGGCAAUGUUGAACUUGCUAAAGUGGCUUCAAGUUACCUGCUUGAGUUAGAUCCAAAUAAUUCGGGAUACUACGUACUCCUUGCAAAUGUUCAUGCUGAUGCCAGUCAAUGGAAAAGCAUGCGUAAAAUACGAACAAUGAUGAAAGAAAGAGGAGUUCAGAAAGUGCCUGGUUACAGUUGGGUUGAUGUCGACAAAAGCACUCAUAUGUUUGUUGCUGGUGACGGAAGCCACCCAGAGUCUGCCGAGAUUUAUUCAUUGCUGGAGAACCUCCUUAUUCCAGAGCUCAGAAGAGAGGGUUAUGUCCCUCACCCUUACAUUCCAGUGCAUCCCCAGGUGGUGGCUCUUUGA
Molecule: messenger RNA, 2499 nt
Organism: Linum tenue
Lineage: Eukaryota; Viridiplantae; Streptophyta; Magnoliopsida; Malpighiales; Linaceae
Source: the annotation of a GenBank genome assembly